UGAUAUUCUAACCUAUUUAAUAAUUUAAUACAUAUUAGAUAACCUUAAAAAAUUUAAAUUUUUUUAUUUUUAAAUUUAAUGGCUUUAUACACAAGUCGUUUAUUAUUACAAAACCUUUUAUGUAGCAGUGUAAGAAAUUCCAAACAAAUGGAUGUGACAUGCAGACGGAUAUCAUCAGUCAUAUAUAGAAAAACUAGACAUAAAGCGAGAUUUGUUCAAUGCAUCUAUCCAAGUAGUAUUCAUACUUCUUUUGUUAACUCUAAAAGACGAAAAACUGCAGAAGAACGUAAAUCACCAAGAAUAAUAGAGUAUUCUCCAAAAGCAAAAGGUGAAAUUAUUGAUGUAUGGAGGAACAUUACUUUAGAAGAAUUAGCAAAGGUUAUUAAUAAAGACAUCAAUUAUGUAUAUGACAUAUUUCUUAACCAAUUUAAUAACCCAAAAGUACCCAUAACUGAUAUAAAAUUGCUCCAACAAGGUAUCACUAGAAGUGGAAGAAGGAUGAGGAUCAUCGGCAAACCGGAAGACAAGAUAGAAGAAGUAAUUAAGAGAGAUACUUUUCCCAGACCUCCACCUAGCAAAUCGGAGCUCAAACCUCGGCCUCCAGUUGUCACUGUUAUGGGUCACAUAGAUCAUGGGAAAACGACUUUACUCGAUGCUCUCAGAAAUGCAAGAGUUGUAGAUGAAGAAUUUGGAGGCAUCACUCAACAUAUUGGUGCUUUCUCUGUAGUUCUGGAUUCUGGUGCAAGAAUCACUUUUUUAGAUACUCCAGGACAUGCGGCUUUUACGGCGAUGAGAUCGAGGGGAGCUAAUUUGACAGAUUUGGUAGUUUUAGUUGUGGCGGCAGAUGACGGGGUAAUGGAACAAACUUUGGAAUCCAUUAAAAUGGCGAGGCAAGCGAGAGUGCCAAUCCUUGUUGCAAUUAAUAAAAUAGAUGCUCCAAAAGCUGACAUAGCUAGAACACAAAAAAUGCUGGUGGAAGCAGGUAUCCAAGUAGAACAACUAGGAGGUGAUGUUCAAGCAAUCCCUAUAUCAGCUUUGAAAAAACAAAACUUAGAACAAUUAACAGAAGCGUUAGUUCUGCAGGCAGAAUUAUUAGAAAUCGGAGCAGAUCCUACAGGACCUGUUGAAGCCGUUGUUGUAGAAAGUAAACUUCAUCAACAUAGGGGAAAAUUGUGUACCGUUAUUGUUCAAAGAGGUACCUUAAAAAAAGGUGAUAUAUUGGUAGCAGGAACUUCGAUGGCGAAAGUUCGAUCUCUUAAAGAUGACAAAGGUAAAUUGUUGCAAGAAGUACCACCAGGAUAUCCUGUAGAAAUAGAAGGCUGGAAGCAACUUCCACCUGCUGGUGAACAAGUACUUCAAGUUGAGUCUGAGAAAAGGGCACGAGAAGUUCAGAAAUUUAGGGAAGCAGAACAAGAAGCUGGAAAGGCUAAAGAGGACAGCAAAGUAAUACAAUUAAAAGAAGAACAACAUAAUAAGGAGUACAAAGAAAAGCUAGAAUUGAAGAGAAAAAUGGGGAGAUUUAAGAUAAGACCAGAUGGUCCCCGAAAACCAGAAAUUCAAGAUGACGAUGGUACACCUUCUUUAAAUAUUAUACUUCGCGCCGAUGUCGAUGGUACUUUGGAAGCUAUUCUGAAUGUAUUAGAUACAUACGCUUCUGAAAGUUGCAAAAUGGAUUUAGUGCAUUACGGAGUUGGUCAAAUAACUGAAACAGAUAUUGAGCUGGCUGAGACAUUUAAAGGUGUAAUAUAUGCUUUCAACGUUAGUCUACCUCCCAAUCUAUCAAAACUUUCCGAAAAUGUUCGAAUAAAAAAUCACAACGUUAUAUAUAAACUGAUAGAUGACGUUAAAGAAGAACUUAAUUCCCGGAUACCACCCAAAGAGGAGGAAGAGAUUUUAGGCGAAGCAGUUGUUCUACAGGUAUUCGAAAUCACUCAGGAUCGUAAAAAGGUUCUUGUAGCUGGUUGUAGAUGUGAAAAAGGAGUAUUAAAACGAGUUGGAAUGUAUAAAAUUAUUAGACAAGGGGAAGUAAUCCACACAGGUAAUUUAUCUUCCAUGCGGCAUUUAAAGAACGAGGUUGAUGUGAUUAAAACUAAUACGGAAUGCGGUCUGCAGUUUUCUGCUAAAAUCAUAUUUGAACCAAAUGAUGUAAUAGUCUGCUUUGAAAAGAAAUUAGUACCACAAAAAACUGAUUGGGAUCCAGGAUUUUAAUAAAAAUGUUUUAGUUAGGUAGUAAAUUAUGAUUUUUGUAAAUAAAGUGUUACCAA
This is a messenger RNA of Diabrotica balteata, 2264 nucleotides long. The record is from the annotation of a GenBank genome assembly. NCBI's taxonomy places the organism in Eukaryota, Metazoa, Arthropoda, Insecta, Coleoptera, Chrysomelidae.